AUUCGUGUUGACGUGCGCUGAUUGUGAUUUUAAUUCGGUCGUCCUUUCCGUCGUCGGGUUCUGCGGACAAUUUCGCGGGAAACACAAUUUAAUUAGUGUUUUUUUUCCUGAUUUUCAUUUCAUUUUAAGUUUCUAUCGCUUUCGGUUGAAUUUCGGUUUCGGGUUUCUUUUAUUUUCGUUUCGAUUGGCGCGACAAUUUGUGUUUCGGUGGUACGGCACAACCACUUCACUGACCUUGGGUUUGCGCGUAGCAGUUUAUUUCAGGGGAUCCGCUCCCUGGAUUUGGACCCCCUGAAGUGUGAUUGCGUAGGUUCGACGAACGCAGGAAUUCGGUCGGAAUUGAAACAGUUUAGUUGCAGCUGCAUCGCAAUGAGACAAAAAGGAUUCACCGAAUGGGGUGGGGACAAGGACCCCUGAGUUCAUUGACAAAUGGUGUGGUCUUUUACCCCAGGCGCGAGGUGUGUGCUGAACGAAAGUGAAAAUUUUCCGGAUUGUUUCGCUCCAUUCCGUUUCAAACUUCAACACACGCGUCGAUCGCAGCUAGCGCUGAUUUAGAAAGUGAUUUUUAGAGCACUCGUUUUCUGCGUAGAAAAAAGAAGCCAAAACGAAGGCCUCAAGGCUGCAGUGUGCGGAAUAACACAAGAAGUAACUAAGAAACAAAAAAAAAAAAAAAAGAGAGAGAUACAAACCUCGUCAAUAGAGAUGGAAAGUGAUUGAAAAUGAAUCUGUGAGUUAAACACCAAGUAUUGCCUACAUUUUCUGACCAACAAUAAGAGGAUUAUUAUCACGAUAUCGAGCUGCACUCAGCGCGGAGUGAGGAGAGAGGUGGGAGAAAAUCUCCAAAAAUUAAGUUCAGUGCUUGAGUACAAGUGGAAUACCGGUGGUAGAAAAAAACAAAAGUGAUAAAAAAGCAACAGGAAAACCCCCCACAAAGUGAUAAGUGCACAUUCAAUUGCAUCCUCUUUGAAUGGAAAAUCGCCUGUCGUUGCCGCCAAGGAGAGCAAAAAUUAUCAUCCGAUAUCGAUGAUCUUUGGAGAAAAAAAUUGAAAGUGUUACACACACGCACACUAGCAAUCGUGUGCACAUACGCGAAAAGAGAUCACGCGUUAGAGAUUGUAAAAGUGGAUUAAACACAUCCGCCGUGGGCAAAAGUGAUUGUGUGAAGUGUUAAAGGAGUGUAAAAUUAGCGGUAAUUUGCCGUCCGAAGGUGAGCGUUUGAAAGCAACAACAACAACAACAACAACAGCCACUAUAAAAAAAGUGAGUACAGUGUGAAGACAGUGUGAAAAGUCGUGACAUCGAGCAGAAAACAACCGUAACGGUGACAUACUUGACAAAGUGCGAAAACUGCGCCCUGAAAGUCGAAGGAACGCGGACACACAGCUCUUGGAUUAGCAGUCGAACUCAUCUGUUCCGGAUCGGCUAGGAGGAUAUCUACUGUUUGCCGUUGAAGCGGGCGGUGUCAUUAGUAGACGACGCCCGUAUAUACAAACACACUUGUGUGUACCUCUUCGCGCGCCGUGUCACCAAUGCUGAUUGUCAAGAUAUUUCAACCGUUCGGGUGAUGGAAGCGAAAGAACGAUUGCUACUCUAGUUAACCACGGCCACCAAGCUAUUCAAUCUGCAAUUUUACCAACAACCUCCACAAAAUUAGUUGCCUUAAAUGCAGCAAUGCUCAACAAGACAGACUGUGACUGCUGAAUUAUACCAACCAUCACAAUAAUUCAAGUUCACCUCUCGACUCAUCUCUACCUUUGGACGAAUGAAAAAUGAUCAUCGUAUACUGUUCGGCUGAAAAUUGUUUGCGAGUAGUAGUUAAACACAACACCUAUCCCAUCCGUUCGGUUAGAGCAAUCACCGGAAACCAUCGAACCAAGAGACGAAAUUUUCGUAAACACUAUGUUGCGGGUGAUAGCAGUUAGAGAGAAACGAAUGAGAUUGUAACCAAAAGGGGGUAACAAAGGGAAGGACCGACUAAGCGGGAUUUGGUGUCUAAACCUUACGUACCGUUUUGGUGUCGUUCCGUGGCAAACAUCUGUGAUAAUCAAGGCUAACACGAAAUUCCCAAUGGGUUAGAAAGUAAGCAAACCGUUUUGGUUCAUUCAACGUUUCGGCAAAAUUGUUCAAAAUUUUCAAAACCAAUGAAAAAGAAGAAAACAAGUGCCUAGCUACCAGCAGAAAGCAGAUAAAUAUGUGCAAAUAGAUGUGUUCAAAUAUUUCGUAUUUUUGCUACAGUUUACCGCUCGGGAUCUCUUUUAUGGUCGAAAGUUCUAUACAACAUAAGUGUUUUACCCCUGCAAGUUUACAUGCCGACGUUAUCCAUAUUAUAGCAAACCAACCACGAAGUUGUCCUACUGUAAAGCAAAGACUGGAGCUUUCGAACAGAAUUAUAGUACGCUAACCGCGUUGUGAGACCGGAAAAUCGCUGAUACCAACCGGUUCGAUUUUAUCGAGUGAUAGAAGCCCGAAUUGACUUAAGUGUGAUAUAACGAGCCUUACGCUGGCUUUAGCAAGUCUGCGAGGUGGCUCUGCCAUCGUGGCAAUGCCAUUUAUCGACGAUGACUUGUUGUGGUGUCCUGAGAACGAUGGCCGAAUGGUGGAUUUGCAGUCUUGCCUUCAGGAACCAAAUGGUAGCAACCAACAAUCAGACACUGGCGGCAACGGCUGUGAUUUGAAUAACCUGGAAGAAACGCUUUGUAACGAUUCAGAUGAAUUGUUACGACAAUUGACGGAAAACACCUUUGAACUCGAACAGUUCUUUCAGGACUUUCCCGUAACUGAGAUUAAAGUUGAGGAAAACAACAAUGACCUAAACCUCGAUGAGGAAACUAGUGGCCAACUUUUUCUGCAAAGCUGCAGCCAGUUGCUCUCUUCGGCUGCAGCGGUUGCAGUGGCAAACUCGCAACUCAAUGCCUUGGCAGGAGAAUGUGGCAAUCUGGGCGACGGUAACAGCGCCCUCGUACUUGCCAAUGGAACGAACAUGCUCGUACAGGCAGCCGGCGGUGGGGGUGCCGGUAGUGCCGAAUGUCAAUUGCAAGAACAGUUUCUGCUAGCGCAUGCCCAAGAUCUGCUACAGCAGCAGCAAACUCGCUUCCAGCAGUUGGCUACAAAUACACUGCUGGCUGAGAAACUGCUGCAGAAUCAAACCACGCUGACCGCCCUCGAUGGCGGAGGAUUACCGACGACGGUGACGACGGCCGCUCUUGGACUGGGAACGUCAAACCAGCUGCAUGGUUCGGGACGAGCCGGAAAGGCACCGGAUAUCGUAAUUAAAGGUAAUUAUAAGAGUCCGGACAACCUCGCUGGAGCGAACGUGAUAUACCAAGCUCUUUGAGCUGCCCUGAUGGUUCAUUCAUAGUUUAAAUCAUAGAAAAACCUUCGAAAAUUUCAACCUUUUGGGAUGGAUACAAUCCGGGUAAGUCUUUACAUAUAUUUAUAUAUUUCUAUCUAAACAGAAAUUGAACUGAUUUAUUUAUGCCUGCCACUUUAACUUAUUCGACAACUCCUAACAUUACCACAACAUAUUCUGUAACUCCUUAUAUCAAGAGUAGAGAUAUUGCUCUCCUGUUUCAAUGUAACUCACAGAUUAUAGCAAAAAGCAGAGAUAAACCAGAGUGAGACUAUUAUGACGGAAAGUGGUAAAUAAACAAAAAUGGGGAGAAAGAGAGGAAAAGAAACAAAAAAAAAACAAUACAGAAUCACAAAUGGAUAGGCUGGAGAAAAAAGAAUAGCCAAGACAAAGCGAUAGGCUAGAAAUAUUUGAAUCAGAGAGAUAUGGGUGAAUCGGAAAGAAUCAAAAUGAGAAAAUAUCAAAAAGGAUAAGUAGGAGACAGAGAAAAACGGAUUGGAGAGCGAAAGAAACCGAGAAAGAGGAGGAAGCUAAAAAGAAAGACAUGGGCGAAAUCAAAUGUUAAGCUUACUUACUAGAGACCUACUAGAAAGAGAGACCUACUAUAGAAAAAGAGACCUACUAGAGAGAGAGAGACCUACUACAGAGAGAGAGAGACACCUACUAGAGAAAGAGAAUUACUAAAGAGAGAGAGAGCCCUAUUAAAGAGAAAGAGACCUACUGGAGAGAGAGACCUUUUGGAGAAAAAGACACACCUACUAUUGAGAGAGGCCCAAUAGAGGGCGACCUACUAGAAAGAGAGAGACCUUCUUGAGACAGAGAUCUUCUAGAGAGAGAGACCUAUUAGAGAAAGAGACACACCUACUAGAGAAAGAGAGACCUACUAUAAAGAGAGAGACCUACUAGAGAGAGAGAGAGAGACUUACUAAAGAAAGAGAAUUACUAAUAAGAGAGAGACCUACUGGAUAGAGCGAGAGAGACCUAGUAGAGAAAGAGACACACCUACUAGAGAGCGAGAGACCUAGUAGAAAGAGAGACCUAUUAGAGAAAGAGACACACUUACUACAGAGAGAAAGAUCUAAUAGAGAGAGAGGCUAGAAAGAAAGAAAUAGAUAGAGUAAAGAGAGAAAAAGAGAGACCUACUAGAGAGAGAGAGAGACCUAUUAAAGAGAGAGAGAGAGAGACCUAUUAAAGAGAGAGACACACCCACUAGAGAGAGCGAUCUAUUAGAGCGAGAGAGAGAAAGGUUAGAGAGAGUAAUAGAUAGAUGGAGUAGAAAGAGAGGCAGAGCGACAGAAAAAGAGACAGAGAGACUGAAAAAGAGACAGACAAACAGAAAAAGAGAGACAGAAAAAGAAAGAGAGACA
This is a messenger RNA of Wyeomyia smithii (pitcher-plant mosquito), 4716 nucleotides long. RefSeq names its product ecdysone-induced protein 74EF-like. The transcript is spliced from 6 exons. The record is from RefSeq and is a predicted model, not a curated record. NCBI's taxonomy places the organism in Eukaryota, Metazoa, Arthropoda, Insecta, Diptera, Culicidae. Bases 2543 to 3334 code for a protein of 263 amino acids.